This is a messenger RNA of Coturnix japonica (Japanese quail), 595 nucleotides long. Lineage: Eukaryota; Metazoa; Chordata; Aves; Galliformes; Phasianidae. The record is from RefSeq and is a predicted model, not a curated record.
AGUGGAGGGUUAAAGGCCGGAACAAGAUGGCGGAAGACAGGAAGUGGAGGUCAGAAGACAGGAAGUGGAGGGUUAAGGGCCGGAACAAGAUGGCGGAAGACAGGAAGUGGAGGAGUAAGGACAGGAAGUGGAAGGGAGUGGACAGGAAGAAGAUGGCGGAAGACAGGAAGUGGAAGGAAGAGAACAGGAAGUGGAGGGUUAAAGGCCGGAACAAGAUGGCGGAAGACAGGAAGUGGAGGUCAGAAGACAGGAAGUGGAGGGAAGAGGACAGGAAGUGGGGGGUUAAGGGCUGGAACAAGAUGGCGGAAGACAGGAAGUGGAGGAGUAAGGACAGGAAGUGGAAGGGAGAGGACAGGAAGAAGAUGGCGGAAGACAGGAAGUGGAGGUCAGGUGACAGGAAGUGGAGGGUUAAGGGCCGGAACAAGAUGGCGGAAGACAGGAAGUGGAGGGGAGAGAACAGGAAGAAGAUGGCGGAAGACAGGAAGUGGAGGUCAGAAGACAGGAAGUGGAGGUCAGAGGACAGGAAGUGGAGGGUUAAGGGCUGAAACAAGAUGGCGGAAAACAGGAAGAAGAGAUUUAAAGGGACACGCACGCA